Molecule: messenger RNA, 1047 nt
Organism: Penicillium samsonianum
Lineage: Eukaryota; Fungi; Ascomycota; Eurotiomycetes; Eurotiales; Aspergillaceae
Product: sterol desaturase family protein
Exons: 1
Coding region: 1-1047 (348 amino acids)
Biological process (GO): ergosterol biosynthetic process
Molecular function (GO): C-4 methylsterol oxidase activity; iron ion binding
Source: RefSeq, a predicted model, not a curated record
AUGGAUUCCAAACUACUAUCCAAAGAUUCUAUGCAAUCAACAUGGCGCACAGCCCCUCGCAGCGAAUGGAACAUCAGUCAUUACCUACUAGACGCGCUGAACGCCCACCCCAUCGACCUAAACAAAGAGGUACCAGUGCACAGCAAAGAUGAGAAAGUGCCAUACAUGCCGCAGUGGUAUCUUCAACGCUGGGUUCUCUUCUACUCAGCCAUCCCCCUCCUCCUCCAUGAGACCUACAUGGCAUUCACCGGCCGGACCAUAGGCCCAAUCACCGCCUUCAACUUCUACUUCUUCGCCUUCAACGCGACAGUGAUCUACGAAGUGCACAUCCUCCGGCGUCUCGGUCACAAAUACGGCUUUUUAGACGGCGACAAGCACGCACGCGACGGCGUUCCCGACGUCGGCGUCGCUAAAGUAGUAGCCUCGCUAUACAAAACCACCGGAUCCCGGUUAAUCCUCUCAAUCUUCCUAUCCUACAACAAAGCCCAAAGACCCUCGCAGAUGUCCUGGCUCUGGCUACCCCUCGAAAUCGGACUAUACGGCAUUGUCCUCGACUUCUGGUUCUACUGGUACCACCGACUUAUGCACGACGUGAGCUAUCUAUGGAAAUACCACCGAACCCACCACCUGACCAAACACCCCAACCCGCUGCUCGCCGCGUACGCGGAUCACGAGCAGGAAUUCUUCGAUAUGGUCGGCGUACCGGUGAUGACAUACUUUAGUUUGAAACUACUUGGUUUGCCGAUGGGGUUCUACGAGUGGUGGAUUUGUCAUGAAUACGUUGCGUUUGCGGAGGUGUUCGGCCAUAGUGGACUGCGGAUUCAUUCGGGUGUACCGUCGACGCUGAACUGGUUGCUGCAGAUGUUUAGUGCGGAGAUUGUGAUCGAGGACCAUGAUUUGCAUCACCGGAAGGGUUGGCGGAAGAGCCAUAACUAUGGCAAGCAGACGAGACUGUGGGAUCGGGUUUUUGGGACUUGUGCGGAGCGUAUUGAGUCUGUGGAGGGGAAUGUGGAUUAUGAGAAUAUGGCGGAGAUGCCUUUAUUCUAG